AAGAGCACUGGAAACUGCUAGGAAACCUGAAGACCACGGUGGAAGGACUGGUGUCCACCAGCAACCCAAAUGUCUGGUCUAAGUAUGGCGGCUUGGAACGGCUCUGCAGAGACAUGCACAGCAUCCUCUACCAUGGGCUCAUCCACGACAAGGUGUGCUGCAGACAAGAUUACUGGCAGUUUGUGAAGGACAUUCGCUGGCUGAGUCCCAACUCAGCUCAUCACGUGGAAAAGUUCCUCAGCCUGCAUGAGAACGGGCAGCCCAACACUGACGGCCUAAGCGACCAAGCUGUUGCGAAGCUGUGGCUACAACACAGCCUGCAGUUCCACUGCCUCUCAGCACAGCUCAAACCCCUCCUGGGCAACAGGCAGUACAUAAGGAAGUUCUACGCAGACACUGCCUUCCUGCUCAGUGACUCCCACGUCACGGCCAUGCUGCAGUGCCUGGAGGCUGUGGAACAGAACAACCCCAGGCUCCUGGCUCAGAUCGACACGUCCAUGCUGGCCGGCACGUCACUGCCAUCUGUGUGCGCGUCAGGUCCCUCUGCUGGGACAAGAGAGACGGGUGACCGCGACGCUGAAGGACAUGAGAGCCGUCUGCCUGGGGCACUAGGCUGCCUGGAUCAUUGCACUGAGAGCCUGUUUACCAGGAAGGGCGAAGGUCUGUCUCCAGUGACAAAGAGCCGGAGCCUGACUGCUUCCCCUGGAUUCCUGCAGAUACCAGCCGCAGACUGCACGCAGCAGCGUUGCUUGGGCUCCUUCUCUAGUCUGCACCACCCAGCCUCUUGCAGCCUUUCAGACAGGAGACCAGCAAGCUCCUCUGUCUUCUGUGGCACCAGCCAGCCUCAGGAACACUGCCUGUCCACCAGGUCCUCCUCCUUCAGUGUUUGCAGGACCCCUCUGGAGCAGGCCAGCUCUGUCACCCGCUGCCACAUUCCCUCACCCAAAGACCCCUUCUCUCCAGCCAGCGAGAUGAGUUCCAGCACCACCAGCCAGAGCGAAGACACUUCAAUGGGAAGCCAGGACGAUCCGCAGAGCGAUGCUAAUGAUGGGCCGGAAUACUUGGCCAUUGGAAACUUGGGGCGCCGGGGCCGGGCCUGCAGCAGCGCCAGCAGCAACAGCACCAAGAGCAGCAGCUCCAACCUGUUCUCCUCCAGCAGCUCCCAGAAGCUGGACUCGGUCUCCUCCUUGGGAGAGCAGGGGGCGAGUGGUGGAGGUGCAAGCAGGGGCAUGAGCCUCUUACGCCGCUCCAGCUUCUCGGAGGGACAGACAUCAGUCCCACAGGGCAUCCUGAAAAAGAGCCACGUGCGCUCGCAUUCUGAUACCAAUGUGGCUUCGGGGAAGUUACACGGAGGCCUCAGGGAUAUCACCAUUAUAAUAGAAGAUCCAGUGGCAGAGUCCCAUGGUGACACAGGCGGAAGAAGGGGGCCCGUCUCCGGUUCCGCCCAGAGCAGUGAAGUGAGCACACCCAGUUCUCUCUACAUGGAGUAUGACUCUGGCCAGUACCUGAGUUCAGGGGAAGGGAUGUUCAGAAGACCUUCAGAAGGGCAGUCCCUCAUCAGCUAUCUCUCUGAACAGGACUUUGGCAGCUGUGCAGACCUGGAGAAGGAGAAUGCCCACUUCAGUAUCUCAGAGUCACUGAUUGCUGCCAUUGAGCUGAUGAAAUGCAACAUGAUGAGCCGGCAGCUGGAAGAGGAGGAAGAAGACAGUGACAAGGAGAUCCAGGAACUUAAACAAAAGAUUCGCAUCCGGCGCCAGCAGAUCCGCACCAAGCACCUCUUCCCUACCUGCCAGAUGGGUUCAGACAGCCUUGUGGCAACGGACAGCGAGUCCCAGUUCAGCUCCCAUGGCUCCAUGCGACUGUCUGACUCAGGCUCUGCAGAGGAUGUGGAAGAGUAUGAGAUCCAAGAUGGUAACGAUGGAUCUAACCUGAUUCAAAUGUCCAAGAACGGCCUCUCAGUGUCAAUGGCUUCCUUGUUCUCAGAUGCAGACAUCAAGAGGAACCCAGCCUCCAGCAGGAAGUCCUUUCGGUCCUCUGAAUCCAUAUCCCACUCCUUCCUCAAUUCGAACUCAGCAGAGGCUGUGGCCAUGGGUCUGCUGAAGCAGUUUGAAGGCAUGCAGCUCCCAGCUGCCUCCGAGCUGGAAUGGCUGGUUCCGGAGCACGAUGCCCCCCAGAAGCUCCUGCCCAUCCCCGACUCUCUACCCAUAUCUCCAGACGACGGAGAACAUGCCGACAUCUACAAGCUGAGGAUUCGUGUGCGUGGAAACCUGGAGUGGGCCCCGCCGCGGCCACAGAUCAUCUUCAACAUUCACCCAGCCCCAACGAGGAAGGUGGCUGUGGCCAAGCAGAAUUACCGCUGUGCUGGCUGUGGCAUCCGGACUGAUCCUGAUUACAUCAAGCGGCUGCGGUACUGUGAAUACCUGGGGAAAUAUUUCUGCCAGUGCUGCCACGAGAAUGCCCAGACAGUCAUCCCUAGCCGCAUCCUGCGCAAGUGGGACUUCAGCAAGUAUUACGUGAGCAACUUCUCCAAGGACCUGCUGAGCAAGAUCUGGAGCGACCCGCUCUUCAACGUGCAGGAUAUCAAUGCUGCCCUGUACCGGAAGGUGAAGUCUCUCAACCAAGUGUGGCUGCUGCGAAUCCAGCUCUUUCACAUGAAGAACAUGUUUAAGACCUGCCGACUGGCUAAAGACCUCCUUGACUCCUUUGAUGCAGUGCCAGGACAUCUGACAGAGGAUUUGCACCUCUACUCCCUGAGCGACCUCAGUGCAACGAAGAAGGGAGACUUGGUGCCUCGCUUGACAGAGCUCCUGAAGGCGGGCAGCCUGCACGUUCAGAAGUGCAUGCUGUGCCAAGCCAAAGGCUUCAUCUGUGAGUUCUGCCAAAAUGAGGACGACAUCAUUUUCCCCUUUGAGCUCAACAAGUGCAAGACGUGUGAAGAGUGCAAGGCCUGCUACCACAAGUCCUGCUUCAAGUCCUCCCACUGCCCCCGCUGUGAGCGGCUCCAAGCCCGGAGAGAGCUGCUGGCCAAGCAGAGCAUGGAGUCCUAUGUCUCGGACUAUGAGGAUGAGCUGGAGCAGCAGGAAGCAGUGGCAGCCACAUGAGCGUGUCACAACGGAGGAGCAGAUAGUGGAUUUAUUUGUGCCUG
Molecule: messenger RNA, 3145 nt
Organism: Tinamus guttatus (white-throated tinamou)
Lineage: Eukaryota; Metazoa; Chordata; Aves; Tinamiformes; Tinamidae
Source: RefSeq, a predicted model, not a curated record